Calypte anna (Anna's hummingbird) is the source of this 2369-nucleotide messenger RNA. It is a transcript of the gene SLC5A1, whose product is annotated as solute carrier family 5 member 1. Gene Ontology annotation, molecular function: D-glucose:sodium symporter activity. Gene Ontology annotation, biological process: sodium ion transport; transmembrane transport. The transcript is spliced from 15 exons. The record is from RefSeq and is a predicted model, not a curated record. The coding region runs from base 1 to 1944 and encodes 647 amino acids. Lineage: Eukaryota; Metazoa; Chordata; Aves; Apodiformes; Trochilidae. Gene Ontology annotation, cellular component: plasma membrane.
AUGGAAACCAACAUCAAGAUCAACAACCCUGCGGACAUCUCUGUUAUUAUUAUUUAUUUUUUGGUAGUCCUGGCAGUGGGACUAUGGGCUAUGUACUCAACCAACCGAGGCACAGUCGGUGGAUUCUUUCUUGCUGGACGGAGCAUGGUUUGGUGGCCAAUUGGUGCUUCUCUUUUUGCCAGUAACAUUGGCAGUGGACAUUUUGUGGGCAUAGCAGGAACAGCAGCAGCUGGAGGAAUUGCCAUCGGAGGAUAUGAAUGGAAUGCUCUGAUAUUUGUGGUUGUUCUGGGAUGGCUGUUUGUACCCAUCUACAUCAAAGCUGGGGUGGUGACAAUGCCAGAGUAUCUGAGGAAACGUUUUGGUGGGAAACGGAUUCAGAUCUACCUGUCAGUCCUUUCUCUGUUGCUGUAUAUUUUCACAAAGAUCUCAGCAGACAUAUUCUCUGGAGCUGUAUUUAUACAGCUGGCCAUUGGGCUGAAUCUUUAUUUGGCCAUAAUUAUCCUGCUUCUUAUUACUGCUCUUUACACCAUCACAGGUGGCCUUGCAGCUGUGAUUUACACAGACACAUUACAAACAUUUAUCAUGGUAGUGGGAUCCUUUAUUCUCAUGGGAUUUGCAUUUUCUGAGGUAGGAGGGUAUGAUGCUUUUAUGAAGAAGUACAUGGAAGCAAUUCCAUCCCGCACCUCCUACGGGAAUGUUACCAUUAAUCCAGAGUGCUACACUCCUCGCCAGGAUGCCUUCCACAUCUUCAGAGAUCCUGUCACUGGAGACCUGCCCUGGCCAGGGCUUGUCUUUGGUUUGAGCAUCCUUGCUAUGUGGUACUGGUGCACAGAUCAGGUCAUUGUCCAAAGAUGUCUUUCUGGCAAGAACAUGUCCCACGUCAAGGCUGGAUGUGUCAUGUGUGGGUACCUGAAACUCUUGCCCAUGUUUAUUAUAGUGAUGCCUGGAAUGAUCAGCAGAAUUUUGUAUACAGAUGUGGUGGCUUGUGUUGUUCCUGAAGUCUGUGAGCAGCACUGUGGCACUGCAGUUGGAUGUACAAAUAUUGCUUAUCCAAAAAUGGUAGUGGAGCUUAUGCCAAAUGGUCUGAGGGGUCUGAUGUUGUCAGUCAUGUUGGCCUCUCUCAUGAGCUCCCUGACUUCCAUUUUUAACAGUGCCAGCACUUUGUUCACCAUGGACAUUUACACCAAAAUUCGAUCACGGCCAUCAGAGAAAGAGCUCAUGUUAGCUGGCAGGGCAUUCAUGUUACUUUUAAUUGGCAUCAGCAUUGCCUGGGUUCCUGUGGUGCAAUCAGCUCAAAGUGGGCAGCUCUUUGAUUAUAUCCAGUCAAUUACAAGCUACCUGGGACCUCCCAUUGCUGCUCUCUUCCUGCUUGCUGUCUUCUGCAAGAGGGUCAAUGAGCAGGGUGCCUUCUGGGGCCUGAUGUUUGGGCUGCUGGCUGGACUCGGCAGAAUGAUUGCAGAGUUUGCUUAUGGAACUGGCAACUGUGUGACCCCUUCCAACUGCCCAUACAUCAUCUGUGGGAUUCACUACCUCUACUUUGCAAUGAUUCUUUUCGGGGUUUCUGCCAUCGUCAUCCUGGCAGUCUCCUUCAUGACCAAGCCCAUUCCUGAUGUACAUCUUUACCGCCUGUGCUGGUCUUUGCGGAACAGCGAGGAAGAACGGAUUGAUCUUGAUGCAGAAGAGGAGCAGGAGAAAGCUGAUGAAAAAGAUGAGGAAUCAGUUAAUGAGGAAACUCAAGAGGAAGUAGGAUGCUUGAAGAAAGCCUAUAACUGGUUCUGUGGUAUAGACCAACAAAAAGGACCCAAACUGAGCAAGGAAGAAGAGGAAGCACUGAAGAAGAAACUGACUGACACAAGUGAAGUGCCACUUUGGAGGAACAUUGUGAAUGUCAACGGCAUCAUCCUAUUGACUGUGGCUGUGUUUUGCCAUGCCUUCUUUGCAUAAACCUCUGAUUGCAGUUCUGAAAUUGUACUGUAUUUUCAAGCAAAGAUGACAACUUGUGGAUUUACAGAGUUAGAUACACUUAGUAUUUUCAUUGCCUAUGUUUGUAAAAAAUCAGGGUCAUUUACUCACUGAUUUUGUGAUCAUAAUUUCAACAAUCUCAAGAUGAAGGCCACUGGGAUUUCAAGAGAGAGAAUUUCUGUUCAGAAUCAAUCAAUGCAGGGCUAAUGGAGGUUCAGAAUUUCCAUCCAAUGUCCUCUUUUCUUGUGAUGCAUUUCAUAUUUUAGGUGCAGAACAAGGCUGCAUAAGCCAUAUUUCAUGUCAGGGUUUGUGAACUACAUUCUAGGGUUGAUUUUCAACCCUACUUCUUUUGAUCAUUCAAAUUUCUUUUUCCUUUGGCUAUGAUAAUUUGAUGGCAAAACCUCACA